CGAAACUGUAUGACCUACUCGAGGACAUGAAUGCUCCCCUCUUCGCAAACUGCAGACUGCGUCUUCCUUGCAUCGCAUUCCGUGUCACGGAAGUCAAACGGAGGCGCGGUCAUGCUGCUCAUUCCACGUAUGAAGUGAAAGCAGAUGGGCUGCGCGACUUGCUGAUAACCACGGACGAGACACUGAUUCAGUUCUCGCGCGCAAGACCCACUCGACAGACGUUCUUUCUUGUCCGUCCAUGGGAUCGUCGUCUCCUUGAGCUGCCUGACUUUGCAGACGAAGCGGAGAGCGUAGGGGAUUUACCGAGUCCGAGUCUGCAUUAGACGACACUGACGAAUCGUCCAGCGAAUCACAUAGAGAAGAGGACUCGUCAGUUGACUCGGAAUCCCACUCGCGAUCAUUACGCUUGAUGGUUCACCUCGGGCAGGCUUUCAGCGCACUUUUGCUAGCCCAGCAACGCGUUGGAGAAUACAAGAGGAUCGCGUCGGACUAUAAUAUCAUUGCGCAGGUCAAAGACACGGUUUCGAUUGACACUAUGAUUAUG
Molecule: messenger RNA, 544 nt
Organism: Suillus plorans
Lineage: Eukaryota; Fungi; Basidiomycota; Agaricomycetes; Boletales; Suillaceae
Exons: 1
Coding region: 27-323 (98 amino acids)
Source: RefSeq, a predicted model, not a curated record